Molecule: messenger RNA, 2856 nt
Organism: Symbiodinium necroappetens
Lineage: Eukaryota; Dinophyceae; Suessiales; Symbiodiniaceae
Source: the annotation of a GenBank genome assembly
AUGGCUGUGGCAGAAUGCGUGAGCAAACACCCUCUCAAGGAGCUCAUUCUGAGCGAAAACAAGGUUGGCAAUGAAGGUGCUACGCAUCUUGCAGAAGCCUUCGGCAAGGAUUGUGGCCUGGUGUCGCUGCACCUGUCUUGGUCAGAUGUCGCGGAUGAGGGUGCCAGCGCUUUGGCCGAAUGCCUCCCUCGACAGCAGCAAUUGAGGGAGCUGUGGCUCACCAACAACAAAAUCGAGGAUGCUGGUGGUCUUGACCUGGCAGCCGCCAUGGAAGCACAUGGUCUCUUGAGGCUCUUGGCGCUUGACCGCAACAAGAUCACUGAUCAAGGUAUCACAUGCUUUGUCUCUGCACUCGUCCGCAUGUGCAAGAAGGACCUCACCUGUAGCCUGGGGCAUAACAUUUCCAGCCGCUUCGAUGAGGACACCCUCCGCAACUUGAGUGUUGCAGCGGCAACUGUAAGGACAAUCUGCAAAAGGGCUAUGCGGCUCGACAUGAUGCUGAAGUUCUGGCAGGAUUCCACAUCAGUUGGCCUUGUAGCGCAGCACUCGAGCACAGAGGAAGUUGUCGACGUGGUGAUAUUACCUGAGUCCAAAAGGUACGGUGCUUGCUACGCUGAGUUUUUCCAUUCUUGGAGCCCCGAGAGUUACGUGGCGCAUUCGUGGAAGGGCCUCUUCAAAGAUUUGCUGCUCGCGAUCGCCAUGCAUGCGUCUGGCUUCACGCAGCCCAAGCUAGACCCAACCCACGAACAGUAUGGGCGACGCCCUGAAGCGCUCAUGAGGCGGUACUUCGUCGACAUGUUCUGCAUUGAUCAGGCGAACCGCCUGCCCCGAAUGAAUCCACGGUGCGAGACUGACAAGGUGGACUUCGUCAUUCAAGAGUUGAGUCGGAAAGAAGUCAAGCUCGUUGUGGCAAUGGACAGGGACCAUACUCCCAUGGUGCGUACUUGGUGCCUCGCGGAAGUGUACUUUGCCAAGAAGUCUCACAUGCAAGUCUUGGUGAGUUUCGGUCCCAUUCGAUCAAUGCCUCGAAGACGCAAAGGUAUGACAUGGGCAGAGUCGCAGGCUUCAUUAGAAGACGAUCUGCAUUUCUUGAAGCAGGAGAUGCUCCGUGGGCCUGGGAUUGGAGAGAAGUUUGAGGAGGAGGUCAUCAAGCCUCUGCAAAAGCAGACCUUGGAAACAUACCGCGCAGUCUACGAGUUGAUGCCAGUGGAGCAGAAAGAGGAGUGUGAUUGGAUGAAAGCCCAGGAUGAAGCACGGGAGGACAUGAAGAUGUUCGCAGAGAACGGCAACGUGGAGAAGUUGGGCGAGGCAAUAAAUGCAGGCAUCACAGUGCAAAUUGAGGAAAGCUUCAUGUUGCCAAUGCGGCAGCGGUUUGCCCAACUUGAGGUGGCCCUGACAUUGAACACGGAGGCAAGGUUUACAGUGGAAGAACACAUUCUGGAGCUGAAGCGGACUCUGCUGGCAGCUGAAGAGGCAGGUGUUGAGGAUGCCGAUCUCUUCAGUCGGGCGCGACAAAGGCUGUGGGAGCAAGAGGAGGAGGUACGGAGGCAAAAUGAGCGCAAGGCUCUCGUUGCGUUGUCUCAGAAUGGCAGCGACGAGGAAAGGCGGGAGGCACGCAAGAUCCUUGUCUUCUUGGAGAUGGCAGAUGCUGUCGAGGCUCGAGACUUGGAGGCUUUGCUGCGCUUGGUGCCAGAAGCAGAAGCAGCGGUCGUCGAGUCCCACCAGGAAGAUGAGGUGGCGGCUGGCUGGCGCUUGAUCCGUGAGUUGGAGCUGCUGGCGGCGGUAAAACGCCGAGACCUGAAGGAGAUGCGGCAGCGUCUUGACGCUGCUCGUGCUGUCAAUGUCGAGGAAGAGAAGGUGCUCGAAGCUUCGCGCAAGCUGGCCCUUGGUGAAAUCAAGGAAGGUACGAAACUGCAGGAUGCGGAGAUGCUGCUGCGUGCCCUGGACGAGGGCAGGGCCGCAGGGCUGACGGAGAACCAGUUGUACACAGGCAAGAGCGCGUACCUGAAAAUGCAGGCCGCAGCUGUUGCAGAAAGCACGGACAUGGAGGAUUUUCGAAGCGUCUUGGCCGUGGCUGCUGAAAUGGGACUGCCAGAGCACCAGGACUUGGCGGGAACGCGACGCAGGUUGGCGCUGUUGGAAUUGCGUGAAGCUGCCGACGGCACCGGCAUCAGCAAACUCCAGCAGUGCAUCCAGUCGGCUAAAGAACAUGGCGUCGACAAGGACGACAUCGACAAGGGCACCUUCAGGCUAUGUGUCCUGGAGCUGCAGCAGGCCACGGUCGAUUUCGACUCAGAACGACUCAGGGACGCCAUGUUGGAAGCCAAGGAGCGAGCGGCACCUGGCGAACUGUUCCCUCCAGCCAAGCGCAAGCUGGCCAGCAUUUUCCCUGAGGCCUUCACAGAAUGGAUGCUCGUCGAGCUUGAAGAGACUCUCGCUGCUUUGGAUGAUGACUCCUCGUCUGGCGACCUUCGAGCUGUCUUGCAGGAGGCUGCAGAAGCGAAGGUAGAAGAGGAAGACCUGAAGCGCGCGGAGGAGAGGCUUGCAAAGCUCGAAUUACGAGAAGCCGCCACCAUGUCAGACCUCCCAGAGAUUGAGCGCAUUCUUAACAACGCUCAAGUUUACGGCUGGGACGUGUCUCAGGGAUCAGCUGGCGCGAUGUACGAGGCUGCUAGCGUCCGCCGUCGAGAGCUGCAAGCAGAGGAGCGGAAAGUGGAUUGCAAGCAGAACUUGGAUCUUGCCGUUCUGACCCUGGACUUGAACAUGAUGCGCCAGUACAUUGAGGAAGCUAAAGAGCUGGGGCUUGACAAAGAGGUGAUCGAAAGAGCCGAGGCGAAGUAUCAGGAGUAUGCGUAG